AUGUCUACAGCCAAGGAUAAGUUUGCGCUCGCACAGAUACUGGCGAGGCGAAAGCAGAGCGCCAGUACGACUCGUCGCUCAGUGCAGAAGCCGUCUGUGCUAUUAGACUUGGGGCAAGUUUGGUGCAAAGUGGGAUACAUGGGCGAACCUUUGCCAAGGCACACAGUCCGGUCCCCGUAUGUCGGCUUGAGUUAUAAACUCCGAUUCGGGCAGCUGACAGACACGGAGACGAAGACAUUGAAGCAGACGCUCAAGACGUUCUUACGCACAGUCUGCUACGAGCUUCUACUAGUGGUUCCUAAUGAGAGUACCGUAGUUGUGUGCGAGAAUAACCUCCGCAGAUAUAUAGACUCGGAACUGUUGCUGGAUUUAUUGCUGGUUGAUUUUGGGUUUAAGACGGCUACCACCUUGCCCGUGUUGGGUUGUUGUAUGCUGUCCCAUGGACUCACCACUGGGCUUGUGAUUGACUGUGGAUAUAGCUCGAUCAGAGUGUUACCGUUUAUAUCUAGCUGCCCAUACACCGGUGCGUGGCAGGAAGUGCUUGUGGGCACACAGGCGAUAGCCAAAGAGAUGCUCGCAAGCUUGGAAGGUGCAAAGGAGGAGGAUUUGCCAUCUCUAGCUCAAAGUGCUGAUAUACUGGCGACAGACGAGAUGGCGAUGUUGAAACUAGUGGAGCAUACAGCCGUUGUAAUGCCCAGAGAAUACGAUGUACACAGUAGCGAUGUACCUGGAAUUGAACACAAUUUAAGUAGCACUGGAAGUAUGCAGCCUGUAAAGGUACUUAUUCCUGGGCAUUUGCGAGCCAUUGCAGGCGACGUAGUCUUCGGCCGGGGAGACGCGGACGGGCGAACGUUGACUGAGGCCAUCCUAGAUUCACUCCAAGCGGCGCGUUUACUAGCCAGUCUGAAAGAAGGCUUAGCAGCUGCCGAGCGCUUCGGAGGCGCAAAAAAACCAUCGGAGAUUGCAAUAAGACAGUCUAUUGGGGCUUCACCCGCCGUGCCGCUGUGCUUUGCGUGGGUGGGUGCGUCUGCCAUUCCCAGCGAUGUGGUCAACGCAAAAGGUGUGGACCUGUCGAGGUUUACGGCUGGGGAAUGUGAUAUAUACAGUACCGAAGCUCUGAUUGGCUGAGCGCUGUGUUUACCUACUGGCUAUUUAUAGAACAGUCUCCACGUGGGUGGGUGCGUCUGCCCUUUCCAGCUAUAUGGUCAAUACGAGAGGUGUGGACCUGUCGAGGUUUAUGGCUGGUAAAUGCGAUAUAUACAGUACCGUAGCUCUGAUUGGCUGGAGCCCUGUGUUUACCCACUAGCUAAUUAUAAAGGAUACUUUACGUGAGUGGGUGCGUCUGCC
Messenger RNA from Sphaeroforma arctica JP610, 1347 nucleotides. RefSeq lists its product as hypothetical. The record is from RefSeq and is a predicted model, not a curated record. Bases 1 to 1128 code for a protein of 375 amino acids. The transcript has 3 exons. NCBI's taxonomy places the organism in Eukaryota, Ichthyosporea, Ichthyophonida.